AUGGACAUGCGCUCACAAUGUGGGCAUGAGACAUCCACGAACGCCGUCUCAGCAUGCUUACGGCCCAGACAGGGUUUUUCUCAGUUCAAACGAAGGCAGGAAGAGAAGGCUCUGCAAUGUAAUUUGGCAACAGGAAGAACCAUCACACAGUCAUCAACCAUUGGCACCUGGCUUGGUCAACAAGCCAUUGAUUUCAAUCCAGGUUUCAAAAAACCAUCUUCAUCGUGUUCCUCAACCGAUAAUCAGACUAACCCAUGGUGGAGAGUGGAUCUGAGUUCUGUGUACAGAGUAAGUAGAGUUGUCAUCACAAACAGACUAGACUGCUGUCCAGAAAAAAUAGAUGGAGCAGAGAUUCGCAUCGGAAACUCUUUGGAGAACAACGGCAACAACAAUCCCAUAUGUGCUGUAAUUUCCAGUAUUCCAGCUGGUGUUUCCUCCACCUACACAUGUAACAAUAUGGAUGGUCGAUAUGUGAGUCUGUUCAUUCCUGGAGAUUCAAGGAUUCUUACUCUGUGUGAGGUGGAGGUCUAUGGAGAAGGUCCUGUACUGAAGAAAACCUUCGUGAAGAUGAAACUGAAGUCCAGCUCGAGUCUGUCUGAAAUUGAAAUGAGAGUCCAGCUCCUGUCACAGCUUCAGUCUGCUUUGGUGGAACGAGGGUUUUCUGACGUGACGCUGCAGUGGUCUCAACCACCCAAAAAGGAAGCGAUGCAGAAGGUAGCUUCACCAGGUGAGUUUGUUCAUGCAAACACUGGAAAACCUGAAAUGAAUGUUGAUUUUGAACUCAAUGUGCUGUAA
Messenger RNA from Sinocyclocheilus anshuiensis, 795 nucleotides. Its product is annotated as fucolectin-5-like. The coding region runs from base 1 to 795 and encodes 264 amino acids. The record is from RefSeq and is a predicted model, not a curated record. The transcript has 8 exons. Lineage: Eukaryota; Metazoa; Chordata; Actinopteri; Cypriniformes; Cyprinidae.